CACUGAAUUCGUAUUGUUGUCUACAGUGUUGUGUGUUAAUGAGUAAUUAUCAUUGUUGACGUAGUUAUUUAUAAAAAUUGACUUCAAUACGCAGAUACAUAAUUUAUGUUAAUUUCUCAAAUAACUGUCAUAUUAUUGCCUGAAGCGUUAAACAAAGUGAUCGGAUCGGGUGAUCAGACCUCACACAUGCCAUGCUAGUCGCCGACAGCCGGAAGAUGAAACUGAAACCAUGAAUCAAGAGCAAACCAUUAAAACACUGAAAUCAGGCGACACACAGAGAAUAGAUGCGGUCGUCACUACCCAACACAACAAUAUGCAUAAAUUUCAAGUGUGUAUAUUUCGUUUUCAGGUGCACUAUGGUAUUGUGUUUUGGAUUAUAGUUGUGGCCUGUAUGGCCGAUUCCACACAAGGUGCGGGCUGUACAGAGGGUCAGCAUUGUUCGGACUGCAACACGGCGGGCAAAUGCUCACAAGAUUGUGACAAGGGAUAUUUUGGACAUAAAUGUAGAUCGCUAUGCAGCACCACAUGCAGAUACAAUACAUGCACACUAGUUGCGGAUAGAGGUAUAGGCAAGUGUACUGAUGGCUGUGUAUCAGGAUUCCAGGGCACAAUCUGUGACAGACCCUGUGACCAGGUAGUCGAAUGUACGCUGUGCCCAGGGGGAUGUGAUGUGGACUACUGCCAGCUGGGUGGGGCUUGUUUUGCCGGAUGUAGAGAUUCCUUCUACGGAGCAGGAUGCAAGACGUGCCCCAGUCACUGCAGAACCUGCAACAGGAUGACAGGAGUAUGUGACGAGUGCGACCCAACACAUCAUGGAGUGAACUGCGAGAAGUCGUGUGAGAACUGUGCAGGAUCCUGUGAGUCCAGCUGUGAAUGUGUUCCUGGCUUCUACGGGGAUUUCUGUGCCGAGACUUGCAGUAAAACCUGCCGCCCUAAGUCAGUCCACAAGUGUCUUCCAUUUCCUGGCAUGACGUCAGACAAUUGUACAGGUGGAUGUCACAAACACAGUGCCGAGUGUCUCCAUGGCUGUGUGGAUGGCUGGUUCGGGCCGACGUGUUCUUCUCCUUGUAAUCCUCGAUGCAGACAUCAAAGAUGUAAUGCUGGAGGCUCUUGUGUUGAAGGCUGUGAACCUCAGUAUUUCGGUUCAGCCUGUGAACCGUGUCCUGAGACCUGCGUCAACCAGACAUGUGACUCUAACAACGGCUCCUGUGUAGCUGGGUGUCGUGACGGGUUGUAUGGGGAACACUGCAAUGAGACCUGUACGUUAUGUCCUCGUGGUGUCUGUGAUCAGCACACUGGUAUCUGUGUGACAGACUGCAAUGUCACCCAGGAAGGACGUCAGGUCAACUGUACACAGCCUUGCUCUUCACCAGAGUGCUCGACAGGCUAUCGUAACUCCAGUCUUCCAAAGUGGCGGCAUAUCAGCACAACUACACUGACGUCGGUUGUGUGUGCAGUCGUCCUUUUCGUUCUGGUUGCAAGUUCCGUAUGCUGUGUCUGUUUCCGCAAAGGUCCGUGUAUACAAAGGGCGAACCCAUCUGACACUGGUACACGCAACAAUGUAUUGGAGCAGGCUGAUGCCGCGUAUAUGGGGUACCAGGUAUUACAUCAUUAUUGGGAAAUCAGAGAAGAUGCAGCAGAAUUGGGCGACGAGAUUCUGAACCAGAACCACGAAAGUAGCAGUGAUACAAGUGAUGCUGCAAUGCAUGUUUUAGCAGAUUACUUUCCGGGAGACGCCGGAGAUAUAGGUAUUGAAGCCAGAGGUAAUGCCAUUGAAGAUGAUGACGACAUUGAAGCCGAAGAUGCAGACAUUGAAGCCGGUGAUGACGACAUUGAAGCCAGUGAUGUCGACAUUGAAGCCCGUGAUGAUGCUGACAUUGAAGCCGGUAAUGAUGCUGACAUUGAAGCCGGAGAUGAUGCUGACAUUGAAGCCGGAGAUGAUGCUGACAUUGAAGCCGGAGAUGAUGACGACAUGGAAGCCGGUGAUGAUGACGACACUGACGCAGGAGAUGGUACAUCAGACAGUUCUGUCACACAGAACCAUUCCUACACACGCCUCAUGGGGGACGUUUUCGCUGCUGGUCGGAGAACAGUCGUCACAUAUAUAUCACCAGUUGAGGACUAACAUUCGUCAAUCUCUGUCAUUUCCAUAAAAUGUAUUUAUGAUAUAACGGGUAGGCUUCUUGGCACAAUAAAGCCAACGGAUGCAAACUGUAUCUGUCAUAUAUGGAUAAAGAUGCCAAUAUGGAAGGUCAGGUAGGUACAACUUUCAUUAUUUACAACAAACAUGGCGUCGCCCUUGUUAUUCAGUGAUCGAAUAAUAAUUAAUCAUCGAAAUCUAGAGAAACUACUGAGAUAAUCGUUAUCAUUAUCAAAACAAUAGUCUGAGAUACUGAAAAGCAGUGUAUCUCCAAGACUGGAAGUUCUAUCUUUAGAUUUCUUUCCCACACAACACACUUCAUGAAAACGUCAAUCCUUGAUCCAUGGGGUAUUUAUUACUAAACGUGGCGAGCAUAGAUAUAGUUACAUAUCUAUCUUCAAAGGUUCAGGCCAAUUUGUCAAAAAUGAAAGCAAAUGUUAUCUGGAGUUCACUGAGAAAACAAUACGGGAAAUGCUGGACUUCCUCAUUGAUAACAUCUAUGUUAAAGUUGGGAGUAAGACAUUUAUGUAAGUAGUAGCCCCAGUUGUACUCCCGUUCCUGCUUAUUUGUUUCAUUGUGCAUAUGAAUCGAAAUGUCUGUCGGAUUAGCAAAGUCAAAACAAGGCAAUUUUAACUUGUGCUUCAGGUAUGAUCUCAUAUUGUCUGAUAUCCAUCAAAUAGCCAAUUUCCUUCCAAUGAUUUACCCACCUGAACUAGACAUAAAGGAGACCAGUGAGAUCUCCUCAUCUGUAAUAUAUUAAGAUCUAUGCAUUCAGAGCCACAAAACACUUUCCACAAGGCUGUAUGACAAGAGGGUUGGCUUCAACUUUCCAGAUGUCAACUUUCCCUUCAUGUCGAGCACUAUAUACCAGCAGCACCAGCCUUGCGUGUCCACAUUUCACAACCUUUGAUGUACAAUCGAGCAUGCUCUUUCUACAAAGAUGUUAAAGUUGUUUUACCAAGGUCAACAGUCAAGGCCUUUCAAUGCGCAGGACAUUUCCAAAUUUGAUGUAUCAGUGACAAACUUUAUGUCCGGUUCCUUAUUUUGACUUGCACCAUAUGUUGCCAUGUUUUUUUCUCAGUAACCUUUUGACUUGCCUCUGCGUGUGAUAUACGCUCAUCUUUUCACUAUCACUAUUUGAUAUAUGCUCUUGGUGAAGUCGGAAUAGUACAAUCAACUCUGCUAUUGGCAGAGAUUUCAUGUGGCCAUGGAAAGGGUUUUGUCGUUUUGUGUUAAUGUGUGGUUAAGGAUGUUGUUACACAUAUGUUUAUGUAAGGAUAAGAAUUUAUGGAUGAACAACUUCUAUAUUUCAAUUAAGAGCGACGUUUGGGUGGAGGUUCUAACUCCGUUAU
Molecule: messenger RNA, 3492 nt
Organism: Haliotis rufescens (red abalone)
Lineage: Eukaryota; Metazoa; Mollusca; Gastropoda; Lepetellida; Haliotidae
Product: multiple epidermal growth factor-like domains protein 6
Exons: 4
Coding region: 230-2125 (631 amino acids)
Source: RefSeq, a predicted model, not a curated record